Molecule: messenger RNA, 1036 nt
Organism: Dufourea novaeangliae
Lineage: Eukaryota; Metazoa; Arthropoda; Insecta; Hymenoptera; Halictidae
Exons: 6
Coding region: 84-932 (282 amino acids)
Source: RefSeq, a predicted model, not a curated record
UAGAAGCACGUUUUUUUCCGUAAUUUACGUAGCGUAGAGGCGGUAACAGUUACGUAGAAACGUCGGGACGAAACCGUACGACAAUGUCGCGGCAGCCAGCACACUGGGGAAAAAUCGUAUUCGUAUAUAUUUUCCAAUUAUUUUCAUAUGCAACUUCCACGGUGCAUGUGCAACUGAUCGCGCCGUACUACGCGACGUACGGAAGCACCGUCGUUCUGCACUGCAACCACAGUGUCCCGGACGCUUUCUUGCAUAAAGUGGAAUUCAUGAAAGACGACAAGAAGAUACUGCAGUACAUAAAGGAUAGGAAACCGCCGUUCGUCGAAUGGCGGGUGGAUGGCGCGAAUAUGGAGUACUUGGAAAACGGCACGACAAUCAAACUAAAGGACGUACGCUUCGAGACGUCCGGUUCGUAUUCCUGUCAGGUCUCGAUGACGACUCCUAUUUAUACCGAGGCUUCCGAACCCGUUCAAAUGAAAGUUAUAGUACCACAGACUGAAAAUCCGAAGAUCACGUUCAAGAAAAGCAUGUACGUGGUCGGCGAAAGUUUAGAGGCGAACUGCACCUCAUCGGCCGCGCAUCCAGUUCCUCACUUGACAUGGUACAUAAACGACAAGGAGGUAGAUAUCACUUUGGUCAAUCAUUAUCCGCAUACGCGUCAGAAGGACCAACUGAUGUCCGCUACUGCGAAAUUAAUGAUAGAGGUAUCCGCGUUGCAUGCUGGGGAAAACGGAUAUUUGGAGAUCAGCUGUUAUUCCACCAUCCCAGGGUACCCAAUAAACGAGCAGUAUGCUGACGUCAGAAAGGAAACGGUCUCGGUGCAAAUUAUACCCGCGCCGAUCGUCGUGACCUCAUCGCAGUCUAUCGCGCGAGGGUGGCCCAUGACUGCGUUACUGUGCAUACUAUGCGCGAUGCACAAAAUCAUUCCUUAAUAAAAGUCAAUUGCAUUAGGAUAAUUAACGAAAGAAAUAAAGAAAACAAAAAGAAGGAACGAGAGAACAAAAAUAAAUUAUGUAAUAUACGUAACGUGAAGAGA